AUGCCGCAUCUCGACCCAUACUUCAAGCAGGUGGAUGCCUUGCAGGGCAAGUUCAUCGAGAGGCUGAGGGAGGCUGUAGCGAUUCCAAGCAUUAGCUCUGAGGAUCAAAGGCGACCCGAUGUUGUCAAGAUGGGCCACUGGCUCGCAGACCAAAUCAAAUCUCUCGGAGGUACCGUCGAGCUGCGUGAGCUUGGAAAGCAGCCUGGCCGCGAGCACCUAGACCUCCCACCGUGUCUUCUGGGACGCUACGGAGAUGACCCCAAGAAGCCCAACGUCCUCGUCUACGGCCACUACGAUGUACAGCCCGCCAACAAAUCAGACGGCUGGGCGACGGAUCCCUUCACCCUCACCAUCGAUGACAAGGAUCGCAUGUACGGACGCGGCAGCACAGAUGACAAAGGCCCCGUCCUCGGAUGGUUGAACGCUAUCGAGGCACACCAAAAGGCUGGCGUGGAGCUACCCGUCAACCUGAUCAUGUGCUUCGAGGGAAUGGAAGAGAACGGAUCUGAGGGCUUGGACGACACGAUCCGCGCCGAAGCCAAGAAAUUCUUCAAGGACGCUGAUGUGGUUUGCAUCUCUGACAACUACUGGCUAGGAACAGAGAAGCCCUGCCUGACAUAUGGCGUCCGUGGAUGCAACUACUACCAGGUCGAGGUUUCCGGGCCUGGCCAGGACUUGCACUCUGGUGUCUACGGUGGCAUGACCCACGAGCCCAUGACCGACUUGGUCCGCAUCAUGAACUCCUUUGUCGAUCCGGAUGGUACCAUUCUCAUCAAGGGCAUCGACAAAUUGGUUGCUCCUCUCACCGACGACGAAGCCGCUCUUUACCCACCCAUCGCUUUCACAAUGAACGACCUGAAGGAGUCUCUAGGUGCCGAAGUCUCGAUUCACGACAACAAGGAGGAUGCCUUGAAACACAAGAUGCGGUACCCUUCCCUCUCACUACACGGAAUCGAGGGCGCUUUCUACUCGGAAGGAGCCAAGACAGUGAUUCCCGCCAAGGUCAUCGGAAAGUUCUCCAUCCGCACAGUACCCAACAUGGAGAUCGACCCCGUCACUGAGCUCGUCGAGAAGCACGUCAAUGCGGAGUUUACAAAGCUAAAGUCCAAGAACACGUUGAAGUUCAGCGUUGUCCAUUGCGGGAAGUGGUGGGUGGAAGACCCAAAUCAUCCCAAUUACACGGCUGCUGCGAAGGCUGUGGAGAGGGUGUUUGGUGUCAAGCCCGAUAUGACGAGGGAAGGUGGUAGUAUCCCGGUCACGCUCACUUUCCAGGAAGAGCUGAAGAAGAACGUCCUGUUGUUGCCAAUGGGCAGCUCGACGGAUGCUGCGCACUCUAUCAAUGAGAAGCUGGACAAGAAGAACUACAUCGAGGGCACCAAGCUCCUUGGCGCAUAUCUGCACUACGUUGCAGGGGAAUUGAAGCGCGACUAG
This is a messenger RNA of Cucurbitaria berberidis CBS 394.84, 1431 nucleotides long. RefSeq names its product CNDP dipeptidase. Gene Ontology annotation, molecular function: metallodipeptidase activity. Gene Ontology annotation, biological process: proteolysis. The transcript has 2 exons. The record is from RefSeq and is a predicted model, not a curated record. Bases 1 to 1431 code for a protein of 476 amino acids. Lineage: Eukaryota; Fungi; Ascomycota; Dothideomycetes; Pleosporales; Cucurbitariaceae.